Salvelinus namaycush (lake trout) is the source of this 2106-nucleotide messenger RNA. RefSeq names its product ankyrin repeat and kinase domain containing 1 (gene ankk1). The transcript has 6 exons. Gene Ontology annotation, molecular function: protein binding; protein kinase activity; ATP binding. Gene Ontology annotation, cellular component: cytoplasm. The coding region runs from base 1 to 2106 and encodes 701 amino acids. NCBI's taxonomy places the organism in Eukaryota, Metazoa, Chordata, Actinopteri, Salmoniformes, Salmonidae. Gene Ontology annotation, biological process: regulation of cell cycle process; protein phosphorylation. The record is from RefSeq and is a predicted model, not a curated record.
AUGGAUCGUGUUGAAGGGGGCCUGGAGAAGUUCAGGGUCUUCAAGAAGGAUGACUUUGAGGCUGACUGGAUUAAGGUGACAGAACGCAGCUUUGGCCAGGUCUACAGAGUGAAACUCAAGCUUUGGAGGGAAAAGUGUGCCCUGAAAAGCUUCAAUACCACACUUACUGGCACCAGUCUCUACAGAAUGAUAGAGGAGGCAUCCAAGAUGGAGAAAGUGACAUUCAAGUACAUCGUGUCCGUCUACGGGGUGUGUAAUGACCCUCCCUCCAUGGUGAUGGAGUACAUGAGUAAUGGCUCCCUGGAUCGUCUCCUCACCAGCCACGUGUUGAUGUGGCCCAAGAAGUUCCAGAUGGUUCACGAGGUCACCAUGGGCAUGAACUUCCUUCACAGCAUGAACCCUCCACUUCUCCACCUGAACCUGAAGCCUUCAAACAUCCUUCUAGACGAUCACCUCCACAUCAAGAUUUCAGAUUUUGGCUUAAUUAAGUGGGAGGAGGCUGGGAACAAGAAGGAAUUCAUUGAAAAUUUGACUGCGAGAGGGAACAUUUUCUACAUACCUCCAGAGACAUUCACCCUGUCCCCUGAGCAUCCGGGAACCAAGUUCGAUGUUUACAGCUUCUCUAUAGUGAUGUGGGAAAUCCUGACCCAGAAGAGACCUUAUCAAGCUGGGAAACGUGAGUACAGUACAACGACAGUGCUGAUGAAGGUGUCAUCAGGUAGAAGGCCAGGCUUGGAAAAUAUCCCUGAUGACAAGCCACAAGAAUGUGAGCAGAUGAUCACAAUAAUGCAACAGUGCUGGGAUCAGGAUCCCAGAGAGAGGCCAGAUUUCUCAGACAUGAGCAACACCAGGGAUGACAUUCUCAAUAUUCUAUCAAGGAAAGACUUUGAAAACUUCAGACAGGCCCUUAGAAAGGAGCAUGUGUCUAUGCUCUUCAAAGACAACAACACUCUUCUCCACUACACAGUGGUUAGUGGUGACACAGAGAGUGUGAAGCAUGUUUUGAGUCUUGGUGCGGAGGUAAACUCACAGAGCGUCAGAGGAUACACCCCUCUCAUUGUGGCUGUGCUCCACAAGUUCCACGAGAUAUGCUCCUUGCUGACGGAGCACGAGGCAGACGUUAAACUUGGAGAUGGGGACCAGUGGACUCCUCUGCACUUUGCCGCUCAAAGCGACGACAGCAGAGUUGUCCGUCUGCUACUGGACAGUGGCGCCCAGCCUAGCGUUAAGGAGAAAGCCGGGUGGACGCCGCUUCACCUGGCCACUCAGAACGGCCACGAGAACGUCGUGCGUCUCCUCCUGACGCGGAUGGGGAGCGCCGACGAGCACGAGGAGGUCCACGGGAGGACGGCGCUCCACGUGGCGAGUGUGUACGGCCACCUCGCCAUCGCCAAGCUCCUGCUCAGUAAGGGAGUUGACCCCAACGGGACGGACCACUCCCUGACCACCGCUCUACACCUGGCAGCCGAGGAGGGCCACAACAGGGUAGCCAGGCAGCUGGUGACAGCUGGCGCAGAUGUCAACUCCCUGGACAGCCGGCACUACACCCCAUUACACUUCGCCGCCCUCAAGGGACACACGGGCAUCUGCAGGCUACUGUUGGGCAACGGGGCGAAUCCCGACCCCAGGACCCUCCAGGGUUGGACGCCCAUGCACUUGGCGGCGCUGAAGGGCCACGCGACCACCGUGCUGGAACUAGAAGCCCACCAGGGCUCUAUGGACCUGCCAGGAAAGGGUGGCUGGACACCCCUCCACUUGGCCUGCCACCACGGGCAAGAGGAAGUGGUGUCCAAGCUGCUGUCGGCCAAGGCCAAUCCCGACAUGGCAGAGGAUAGCGGCUGGACGGCGCUCCACUUGGCGUGUAACGGCGGCCUUUUCCCCAGUGUGCUCCAGCUCAUCUCGCAUCGGGCCAACGUCAACGCUCUGAACAAGAGCCAGGCCACCCCAUUACAUCUGGCUGCCCAGAACGGCAGUGUUCCCAUUAUCAAAGCCCUGCUAAUGAACGGGGCAGAGAGGAGUAGUAAGGACUCGACAGGCUGCACAGCCCUAUCCCUGGCCAGGAAGUGUCAGAAAGAGGAGGUAGUGCAGCUACUGGAGGACAGUUAG